This is a messenger RNA of Pelobates cultripes (western spadefoot toad), 387 nucleotides long. NCBI's taxonomy places the organism in Eukaryota, Metazoa, Chordata, Amphibia, Anura, Pelobatidae. The record is from the annotation of a GenBank genome assembly.
AUGCGCAUCCGCGGGGAAGCGCUGAGCCGAGGCACCCGGGCAGAAGAAGCCACGAGAGGAGUACUCCGACAAAGAGCAACUCCCGGCCCGGGGCACGGCCCUGUCCCCCCCCCGGCCGGUGGGGGUUAUCCCGGCCACAUGGCGACCGCUCGUGCCGUGACGGGAGCCCCCGCUGCGGUAACGUGCUGGACGCCUAUACUGGCAAAGCCUGCAUACAGCACAGCCAGCCAGCAGAUGUGGGAGCUGAUAAGGUGGAAGCCAUCCGCCUUCAAGAGGAAGGGUGUGGAGCAGAGCAACGGCUGUGUGGAGGACGGCCAGCCGGCAGAUGUGGACACUGCCACGGUGGGGAAGGUACACUCACCUGAGGAGGCAAUCAGGCAGAGAUAA